GAAGAUACAGCGCCGGAAUGAGCAACGACUGCUUUUAUAUGCAUCAGCGGCGCGACGCGUCUGUAUAUAGGUCACCCCAAUUCGGUGUCAGUCCCGAACCACCAACUACCCUUUCGAUUAACAAUGGCCCGUACCAAGCAAACCGCUCGCAAGUCUACUGGUGGCAAAGCCCCUCGUAAGCAAUUGGCAGCCAAGUCUGCAGCCCGCAAGACCGCACAAGCAAGCACUGGUGGUGUCAAGAAGCCCCAUCGUUUCCGUCCCGGUACCGUCGCUCUUCGUGAGAUCCGUCGGUACCAGAAAUCAACAGAGCUGCUCAUCCGCAAGCUCCCCUUCCAACGACUUGUUCGUGAAAUCGCACAGGACUUCAAGACUGACCUGCGCUUCCAAUCAUCUGCCGUGAUGGCUCUUCAAGAAGCCGCUGAAGCAUACCUCGUCUCAUUGUUCGAGGACACCAACUUGGCUGCUAUUCACGCCAAGCGUGUCACUAUUCAACCAAAAGAUCUUGCUCUUGCACGGCGGCUUCGUGGCGAGCCCGUGCUCGCAGCACCUCUUAAAUCUGUCGUCCAUCACCAACAUUCACCCUCCUGUGUCAUCGCGGGCGUCGCUUAUCCAGACCCUGGGCACUCCCUCGUCCUCCUUGACAGACAAGAACUUCACCCUCCCACAGGACUCUCUGAGCGCGCUUUCACCGACUUCCUACUCUUCUGUCACGAAUCCGGCGGUCGUUCAUCUUCCAGCCGCCACGUCGCUCGUCAACAAGGCAGCUACUUGUCCGACGCUCUCGAGGAUCCAGCAGAGAGCGAUAGUAUGCUUGACACAACCACUCCAGGAGGCACUCCAGCGUCCAGUGAUCAGCAAGAUCAGAGUGCUAGUUCUUCCACUAAAGUGCAGCUGGCCCCACGUCGACCGGUACGCCCGCCGAUGCGGCGGAAAGCCCACCCUCUGGGAACACGGCUGCGAUCAGCCCUCCAGAGAAUGACGCGGCAUCGUCCCAUGACAGGGACCCAUCCGAGACGCAGCCAGCCCAGUCCGACUCGUCUGCGUUUGACACGCCCUUCGCCGCGAUACCUCAAGGUGUAACCGCCGGCCUCUCCAGCCCUUCUAUGGACGGCAGCGUAUCCGACAGCUUUGGUGACGUAUCUGGUAGUUUUAGCGACGUAUUUGAUGGCCUUGACGAUCCACUGGUCGAUGAUGGAGGGGAGCCUGUUUCUAUGAAUGUUCAAAGUGAUGUAUAGGCGGGAAUGAGACUUGUGAUAGUGAUGUACAACCUAUUCUCUUGUUGAUAGUCAUGCAAAUCAACGCGGUUCAAACUGGGAUUAGUUCAUCAGAAGACUGGGUCACGAAGCUCACUUUGCCAUUUGGUCUCGUCAUUCUA
This is a messenger RNA of Suillus subaureus, 1375 nucleotides long. RefSeq names its product histone-fold-containing protein. Gene Ontology annotation, molecular function: protein heterodimerization activity; DNA binding; structural constituent of chromatin. The transcript has 8 exons. The record is from RefSeq and is a predicted model, not a curated record. The coding region runs from base 124 to 1080 and encodes 318 amino acids. Gene Ontology annotation, cellular component: nucleosome. Lineage: Eukaryota; Fungi; Basidiomycota; Agaricomycetes; Boletales; Suillaceae.